CACACGCCUCCUCUGCUGCGUCGGGAAGAUUCAGACUGGAACUGAAGGACACACACUCAGUCCAAGCCUCCAGUCAGGUUCCGCUCCAUCAUCAACAGAGCAGGGGCCGUGGCCAGGAAGUGGAGUGCAGCCCCCCGCACCAGCAGAACCCCAGCCUACCACUAACAAGCCCCCGCCCCGCCCGUCUGAACCUUCAUGAGUGUGCGUACGUAACCUCCUGCACCUGUGUGAGCGGCGCCAUGCUGUGGACGGUUCUGCUCGCGCUGCUGGUGCUGCUGGUGCUGCAGACUCAACUGUCUGAGUGCUUUAGAGACUUACGCAGCGGGGGGUCCGCCGCCCCUCCUCACUCCCCCCUCUCCUCCUUCAAUGGCACCCAGCAGCGCCUUCCUGGAGCAAUCAUCAUCGGCGUGAGGAAGGGCGGGACCCGAGCUCUGCUGGAGAUGCUCAAUCUGCACCCGGACGUGGAGGUGGCCAAGGCCGAGGUUCACUUCUUCAACGUGGAGGAACACUACCGUCGUGGUCUACCAUGGUACCGGUCUCAGAUGCCCUACAGCCUUCCUUCCCAGCUGACCAUCGAGAAAACCCCUGGUUACUUCGCGUCACCUCUCGCCCCUGCUCGGAUCUGGGAGAUGAACCCCUCUGUUCGCCUGUUGCUCAUCGUCCGUGACCCGGCUGAGAGGCUGGUGUCUGACUACACGCAAGUCCUUCACAACCGCCUGACACGCCACAAGCCCUAUCAGCCUCUGGAGGAGCUGCUGCUCCACAAAGGUCAGAUCGAUCCAGGGUAUAAAGCCCUGCAGAGGAGCUUGUACCAUCUGCACCUGGCUCGCUGGCUGGACGUCUUCCCGCUGGAGCAGAUUCACGUGGUGGACGGCGAUGCCCUUAUCCGGGACCCUUUUCCGGAGCUGAGAAAAGCAGAGAAGUUCCUGAACCUGGCACCCCGGAUUAACCCAAGCAACUUCUACUACAACACAACAAAGGGAUUCUACUGCCUGAUGUCAGCUGGACACGACAAGUGCCUGGACGAAUCGAAGGGCCGCCCACAUGCGCCCCUGAGCAUCCAGGCCUUCAGGAAGCUUUGCCUCUACUUCAGAAAGGCUAAUCAGUUGUUCUUUGAGAUGGUGGGGAGGUCGUUCUCCUGGUGCUGAUGGCUUCAGGCAGGUAGGAUACAUGGAUACAGCUCAGGUACACAAGGUCGUAAAGGCUCCUCGCGCUGUGGCCGACACAAACUUUACCAUGACGAUGCCUCCAUGGGUGAACUCUCCUCAACACCAGUGCCAUAAAUCCUGUGGCGGGACUGACUGCGGUCUGGUGAGGCCGCGAAGCUGACACGAAACCUUGCACUAGAAUUCUCUGAACCUUUGCAUUUUUAGACUGGCAGACUUCUAGUUAGAAUUCUGGAACAUGAGUAGUACUUUGUUUUUACACCCAACACUUGUGUACAGCUCUUAUGUUUCUUUUUAAUAAACUGAUUUUAAUAAACGUGAUAAAAUCUCCCAAAAAGGUCUCAGCGUGUGAGGCUCUUCGGGGCCGAUGUCGGUCCCACACUGAAUUACUCCCUUGGGGGG
This is a messenger RNA of Synchiropus splendidus (mandarinfish), 1568 nucleotides long. It is a transcript of the gene hs3st1l2, whose product is annotated as heparan sulfate (glucosamine) 3-O-sulfotransferase 1-like 2. Gene Ontology annotation, molecular function: [heparan sulfate]-glucosamine 3-sulfotransferase activity. Lineage: Eukaryota; Metazoa; Chordata; Actinopteri; Syngnathiformes; Callionymidae. The transcript is spliced from 4 exons. The record is from RefSeq and is a predicted model, not a curated record. The coding region runs from base 240 to 1148 and encodes 302 amino acids.